UGCAGAGAGGAUGCACAAGCGCGGGUGACCUCUGAAAAGGAGAGGUCAGUGGCUGGGAGGGUGUGGGCAUCUCGUGGGAGAAGGAAUGGUAUACCCGCCGCAGGCUGUUAAAUAGGGAUCAGAUCGUUCGGAUCCAAGCCAAUGGGAUCUCCGCCAAUGGCUGCCGGCGUCACGCCUUUUCCGGCCCAUUCGAGCCGGAAGUGGAAACAAGAGUUUCCCAGCAUGCCUCGCGCGAGGCGCUUAUUCAACUGCACAGAGACUAGGCGGGGAGUCGUGAUGGCGGCUCCGGAGGCGGAGGUUCUGCUACAGGAUGCAGUUCCCGAUUUGGAGUGGUGUGAGAAGUCCAAGGAAAGUCACGGCCCCCAGGUAGAAAUGGUGGAGACGGCCUCUGCCCCCAAACCUCCCAACCUUUCGGAAACCUUUUGUGCUCGAGACGGCUUGGUGCCAGUGGUGUUUCCUGGACCCGUGAGCCAGGAAGGCUGCUGCCGGUUUACCUGCGAACUUUUGAAACACAUCAUGUACCAACGCCAGCAGCUCCCUCUGCCCUACGAGCAGCUGAAACACUUCUACCGAAAGCCUUCUUCCCAGGUAGAGGAGGUAGUGGAGAAGAAAGCUCGUGCCGCUGCUGAAGCAAGCCACAGGAAAUGCCAGCAAACCCUGGCAGAACUGGAGAAUAUCUUCAGCCACCUAGAGGACCUCUUUACCCGGACGCUAGUACCACGUGUGCUGAUCCUCCUUGGGGGUAAUGCCCUAAGUCCCAAGGAGUUCUAUGAACUUGACUUGUCCCGCUUGGCCUCUAACAGUAUGGACCAGGAUAUGAGCACAGCAGCUUGCUUGCGCCGUCUCUUCCGAGCUAUUUUCAUGGCCGACAUCUUCAGUGAGCUGCAGGCUCUCCCGCUCAUGGGCACCAUCAUUAUGGCACAGGGGCACCGUGACUGUGGAGAAGAUUGGUUCCGACCCAAGCUCAACUACCGAGUACCCAGCCGAGGACAUAAACUGACUGUGACCUUGUCCUGUGGCAGAUCCUCCAUUCCAGCCACCGCCUGGGAGGAUUACAUUUGGUUUCAGGCACCAGUGACAUUGAAAGGCUUCCAUGAAUGAAUGUAGUGAUUCUUAAUCAUGAACACAAAGGCUAAAUUAUUUUUCCCCAAGUCACCCCUUUGCUUGACUUACUACUUUGUGAGAGGAAGGUUCUGUCCUGACUGCCUGCUUCCUCUUCUCAGACUUCCUGAUGAAUUUAUGGUAUUGUUAUGGCUAUGAAAAGUAUUUUUGAACAUCUUUUUGGAUCAUGUUGAUUUUCCCAGAAGAUGGCGUCAGGCAUUACUGCUAAGGAUCAGAAAGCAAACAUGGACCCAUAGAUAGACAAACUUACAGGUGGCCAUAGCUUUUUGCUGUGACUUUGCAGAAUGUUUUUUUUUUUAUCAGGGAUGGAAUGUGAGAGUGGCUCAUGAAUUUUUAAAUAUAACAUGAAAAAAUUAAUAUUAAAUGUUUCUGAAAUUCA
Molecule: messenger RNA, 1501 nt
Organism: Erinaceus europaeus (western European hedgehog)
Lineage: Eukaryota; Metazoa; Chordata; Mammalia; Eulipotyphla; Erinaceidae
Gene: MAD2L1BP
Product: MAD2L1 binding protein
Exons: 3
Coding region: 142-1101 (319 amino acids)
Biological process (GO): regulation of exit from mitosis
Cellular component (GO): nucleus
Source: RefSeq, a predicted model, not a curated record